Cutaneotrichosporon oleaginosum is the source of this 852-nucleotide messenger RNA. RefSeq lists its product as uncharacterized. Lineage: Eukaryota; Fungi; Basidiomycota; Tremellomycetes; Trichosporonales; Trichosporonaceae. The record is from RefSeq and is a predicted model, not a curated record.
AUGUUCGGCUUCGACUACCCCAACCAGUCCAACUACCCUUACAAGACCAACGGCCCGGCGCCCAACUACAACAACAACCGCCCGGUGACCCCCAUCCGCCUUUCGGCCAACCCCCACGAGAGCUUCUGGCUCGGCAACGGUCUUCGCGACUACCCCCCUGCCCCCGGCCAGUUCCUCGACCUCAAGGCCGGUGGUGCCACCCGCUUCGAGGUCUCGUGCAACCGUGCCUUCACCUCGUACCGCCACCCGGGCAUCACCACUCCGCUCCCUGCCCACGCCUGCACCGAGGAGUACCCGCUCCACACGGUCAACUGGUUCAACAAGCAGCCUGACAUCUCCAAGCUCGGCGGCGCCGCCCUCGCCAUUGCCUACACCUCGGACGCUAAGAACGUGAAGGCCUCCGACUUCACCGUCAUUUCGGUCCAGUACCGCGCCGUCUGGGAGCGUGUUAUCACCUUCAACAUUCCCUCGGGCAUGCCCGAGUGCCCGCCUGAGGGCUGCCUGUGCACCUGGAACUGGCUGCACACCGCGCUCAACACGCGCAACCCCCCUGCCCCGAACGGGCAGCCCCAGGGCGAGGGCUACGGCAACGAGAUCUUCAACACCCUCAUGCGCUGCAAGGUCUCGGGCUCGAUCAACAACAACAACAAGGUCGGUGCUGGCCAGAACCCCGUCGAGUGCUCGAAGGACGCGGCCAAGUGUGUCAAGGGCCCCAAGAAGCCUAUCAUCACCUGGAUGGCCAGCGGCAACACUGUCAACUUCAACAACGACCAGAAGUUCGGCUACCCCGUCUACAACCGCGGCUUCGGCUUCUCCAACGGUGCUCAGCAGGACGCUAUCGUUCCCAAGUAA